CGGUUCGAGCUCAGCCAACGAAGUCGCAGAGCGGAUAAACAUAUAGUAUAUAUACCGCAGAGAAUCAGAGUUAAGCGUUAAGAAGAGAGAGGGAAAGAGAGAGAUAUAUCGAGUAUAUCCCCUCUUCGUCGCACCCAAAACAAGCUGGGCUUUUGGCCAAACUGUGCGUGAAAUCGCCGAGCCAACGCGAAUUUGAAUUUAAAAUUGGACCCCUGCCGAAAGCGAUGUCAUAAUGGAGCCAAUGACCAUGCUGGUUUUGGCCUUCCAGCUGUUGGCGCUCUUCUCGAUCGCCGGCGCGCUGCUCAUCUACCUAAUCUGCAAGGUGCGCGAGGAUAGCGCCUCGGCCAGUGCGGAGUCGCAGCCGAGUCGCGUGGUGUUGGUCACCAGUGCGGAUACGGCGCUGGGCCUCCAGCUGUGCACCCACCUGGCGAACAAGGGAUGCCGGGUGUUUGCCGGCAUGAAGGAGGCCCACGACUCGCUGCCCGCCAAGCUCCUCAGCGGCUGGAUGAAGAUCCGGGAGUACAGCGAGGAGCCGAUUGCGGGCACCAUCAUCCCCAUGCGGCUGGACGUCACGCGGGAGGAUGUUUUGCGCGAGGCAACCGUCGCCAUGGGCGCCCACCUGAAUGCCGAUGAGCGCGGCAUUGCGGCCGUGAUCAACACCAGUGGCAGUGUCUUCCGCGGAAAGGUCGAGUCGCAGGACGUGCAGCAGUGGGAGCACAUGCUCAAGACCAACAUCCUGGGCACGCUGCGUGUGGCCAAGGCAUUCGUGGGCUUUCUGCGUCCGACGCGCGGCCGACUCCUGUACUUGGGCGGUGGCGGCGGAAGUGGAGCUGCUAGAACCGGCGGCGAUGGACUGGUCGCCUUCAACGCCUCCCGCGUGGCCGUGGACAAGUGCGCCGAGGAGCUGCGCAAGGAGCUGCAGCCGUACGGCGUCAGCGUGGUGGCCCUGGACACCUGCGGCAUGACGGCGGAGUCGUUGUACAAGGCGCCAGUGGCACAGACAAUGUCCUCCACCGCCGGAGCUCCCACGCAGUAUACGGCGGACGUUCUCAGUCCGGGCGCCCUCCAAGUGAUCGAGCGGGCGCUGUGGGACUUUGCCCCGCAGCAGCGCUAUCCGCUCCUGAGCCACAACAAGUACCAAUUCACGUUGCCAUGCCGCUCCUCGCUGCGUCUCCAAAGGCCGGUAGCUCCGUCCCCUGGCGAGUCCGCCACACAAUCGGUCUGAAGCCGCCUCCUUCCGCUUCCUGUAUAUAAACUCCUCAUCCCGAUACCGAUCCCGUUUCUUGGCCUCACUCCACGCCUGCUCCUGCUCCCUGCUCCCUGCUUCAUGUGCUCUGCUUUAACCUAUCUGCAAAUUAUUUUUGUUUGAUGAUAUUUCUUCCUUUAGGGAAGGCCUUUAUAAUAUUUACUUUAUACUCGUUUUUGUACACACUGCAAUGGUGUAAUUGAUGGACAUCAUACGUAAUGAUAUGAUAUAUGAAAAAUAAAUCUUUGUGCUAAUCUA
This is a messenger RNA of Drosophila ficusphila, 1504 nucleotides long. RefSeq lists its product as uncharacterized. The transcript has 4 exons. NCBI's taxonomy places the organism in Eukaryota, Metazoa, Arthropoda, Insecta, Diptera, Drosophilidae. The record is from RefSeq and is a predicted model, not a curated record. Bases 233 to 1225 code for a protein of 330 amino acids.